This is a messenger RNA of Tetrahymena thermophila SB210, 1410 nucleotides long. RefSeq lists its product as hypothetical. The transcript is spliced from 5 exons. The record is from RefSeq and is a predicted model, not a curated record. Lineage: Eukaryota; Ciliophora; Oligohymenophorea; Hymenostomatida; Tetrahymenidae.
AUGGUGAUUUGUGCCUGUUCUCGAUGUUUAGAAUAUAACUUGGAUGAAGAACAAAUUGAAUUUGUGAAGGAUAAUUUUAAUAAAUUCUUCAAAGACUCACUUUAAAUUGAUUAUAGUAAAGGACAUGGUUCGUUUAAAAUUAUUGUGAGAGAUGAAUACAUAUUUAGAGGAUAACAUUUAUCAUCAUUUCCUUUAACUUAUUGUAUGACUCCUUUUCAUGAGUAUCCUCAUAAAGAUAAGGUUGAAAGAAUACUUACAAACGAACUUAGAGUGAAUGAUUAGAAUGUUAUUCAAACAGCAAAUUUUGUGUUCUUGGUACUCUUUUUAAAGUCUGAAAAAAAUCAAUAAGACUCUCAUACUAAAUUUCUAAAUGAAUAUCUUAAUUUAGAGUACAUUAAUAAAGCCUCUAUAGUUUUUUGGGAUUAAUAAAAGGCAUUAGAAUAGCUUUAAUAAAAGCUCUAUUAUGUUGACGUGUAAUAUAUUAAUAAUAUAUUUCAGUAAAUUGAAGGUCUAAUAGAAAUCACAUAAUUAGUCAUCUAAAGUUUAGAAAUUAAUGAAGGUGUUGUGUUGAAUAAAAAUGACUUCGAUAGGUCUGAAAUACAAAAAGCUAUUGCUUUUAUCAAAUAAAAUACUAUUUUUUUGAACUAUGGUCAAACCAUAUUCAACAGAGAAGAAAAAAUACUUCCCAUCAUCAUUCCUUUCUUUGAAUUGAUAUAAUAGGGACCUUCUAAUAAGUAGUAAAUUCUAUAAAGGCUUUGUAAAAUUAGUGAUUCACCUAAUGAUCACAUUAGAAUAAAUUAAGAAGAGUAAUAAUUGUAUAUUUACAGUGACUGUGAUUUUUUAAAAGAGGAAUUCUUUUUCAUUGUACCAAGACACGAAUCUUCAUUAGAACAAUUCAUGAAUUUUGGGGUUGUUAAUGAAAAUUUAGAUAGUGAUAGUCUAGUAGUAAAAGUUAAUACGACUUCAAUUUUUUAAAGCGAAAGUUAAUAGAAAAUUGCUGAACAGAUGAAUCUUUCAAAUCCUAUAUUAAAAUUAAAGACAGGGUAACUAGAUUAUCAAUUACUUCAAAUAUUUUCAUUGAGACACUACUUCAGGUUGAAUAAAUCUAAAUAAUCUGAUUUCAAGUAAAUUGAAAAUGAACUAAGCUCAGAUGAACAGUACACAAGAUUUGGAAAAAUAGAUUACUUAAAAUUUUUAGAGACAUUAAUUAUUGAACGAGGAAAGUUGAGCGAUGACUGGAAGAAUGUUUACACUUACAAAAUGAAAAGAUACGACAGUAAAUAAAGGUUUGAAAAGAGCUUGAGGGUAAUUAGAUUUUAUUAGAGAAGAAUAAUAGAAUCCCAAAUAAAGAUUCUUUAAAAAUACGUAAUAUAUGUAAGUUUAGUCUAAGAUAUCAAAAAAUAUCUAUGA